UUCAUCACAGCAGCGCGCGAGACAGAGCAGUGUGGGGAUAGAGAAUGAGCAGUGGUGUUUAGAGCUGUGGAGCGGGGUUGGAUUACUGUUUAUCGUUAAAAGUUGAGGACAAAAUAAGAAGAUGCACCACAGCAGAACAUCACAGAUGCCUCCCCAGGCAGUGAACGGCUGAUCAGCUGCUGCAGAGCAUUGGACGUGAAACCAGAUUAUACCGUCAUCCCCCUUCAGACUACUUUAAACUCUCCCAGCAUGUCUCAUGCUCAGGUGGAGCUGCCUGGACUUGGCUUUCCGAGUUUACCUGUUGAUCUAGACCCUGAGUGUGCAGAGAGAAGGUCCAUCAGGAGGAACUCAUAUGUUAUUCACAAACUUAAUGUUGACAUCGAGUCUCAGUUUUUUAAUGGAGCACUGUCCUGGCCCUCGGAGAAUGUACUGUGCGAGAACAGGACAGAAGAAGGGAAGGUGGACACCUGUCCACCGUCACCUUCUCCGGUCUCCAGUCCCAAGACCCCCACCCCACAGAGCUGCUGUUCUCCUUCAGAAACCCCAGGGCCAUGGAGGGUCUCGGGGCAAGACCCCAGCUCAGACUCUGAUCCUGAAGCAGCCAAGCCGGGGAAGGUGAAGCCCCGGAUGGAGAGCAGGUGGGAGCUGGAGGAGAAGGAGGACAUGGAGACCAAAGCUGUGGCCACCUCGCCGGACGGACGGUACCUCAAGUUCAAUGUGGAAAUUGGCAGAGGGUCCUUCAAGACGGUCUACAAGGGGCUGGACACGGAGACCACCGUGGAGGUGGCAUGGUGUGAGCUGCAGACGAGGAAACUGACCAAAGCGGAGCGGCAGCGCUUCAGCGAGGAAGUGGAGAUGCUGAAGAACCUGCAGCACCCGAACAUCGUCCGCUUCUACGACUCCUGGAAGUCCACUCUGAAGGGACACAAAUGCAUCCUGCUGGUCACUGAACUUAUGACCUCCGGCACCCUCAAAACUUAUCUGAAGCGUUUUAAGGAGAUGAAGCUGAAGCUCCUGCAGCGCUGGAGUCGUCAGAUCCUGAAAGGUCUUCACUUCCUGCACACGCGUACUCCUCCCAUCAUCCACCGAGACCUGAAGUGCGACAACAUCUUCAUCACCGGACCCACGGGCAGCGUGAAGAUCGGUGACCUCGGACUGGCCACGCUAAAGAGAGCAUCGUUUGCUAAGAGUGUAAUCGGAACCCCGGAGUUCAUGGCUCCAGAGAUGUACGAGGAGAAGUAUGACGAGGCGGUCGAUGUUUAUGCGUUUGGAAUGUGCAUUUUGGAGAUGGCUACAUCAGAAUACCCGUACUCUGAAUGCCAGAAUGCAGCACAGAUCUAUCGCAAAGUCACCAGCGGAAUGAAACCAGACAGCUUCUACAAAGUGAAAGUGCCUGAGCUGAAGGAGAUUAUUGAAGGGUGUAUUCGUAUGAACAAAGAUGAAAGGUACACCAUUCAGGACCUGCUGGAGCACACCUUCUUCCAGGAGCACAAUGGUGUCCACGUGGAGCUGGCGGAGGAAGACGACAUGGAGAAGUCCAGUCUGAAGCUGUGGCUGCGAAUGGACGACACCAAGAAGCUUCAUGGGAAGUACAAGGACAACAACGCCAUUGAGUUCCUGUUCGAGCUGUACAAGGACGUGCCAGAGGAAGUGGCGCAGGAAAUGGUGGUGCUGGGAUUUGUAUGCGAAGCGGACUACAAGCUGGUAGCCAAGGCCAUGCGGGACCGAGUCACGGCCAUUAAGCGCCAGCGGGAAAGGCAGCGUCGGCUGGCUGAGGAGCAGAAGAAGAGGAAGCAGGAGGUGGCAAUCGAGGAGGAGCUUGAACCUCCCUCGCCGAAGCCCGUUAGCCGAGCCCCCGAUAGCCUAGCCUCCUCUCCUGUUCAGAUCCCGCCCACUCCACCUUUUCAAGAGCGUCCUGCGGUCUCUCCUGUAAACUCCCUGGAGUAUGGCAUCAGCAGGGGGUUCCCACCAGAGCCAGAGGAACCAGAGGCUGACCAGCACUUCCACUUCCGCCACACCAGCUACUCCUCAGUGACCUCGGAUUGCGAUACAGACGGCUAUCUGAGUCCCUCCAGCUUCCAAGAAGGGCUCGAGGUGACUAAGGGUAACACAAUCAGCCUUCCUGUUCCACCCAGUCCAUUAGCCACAGCCACAUCAGCCACGCCCACUCCACCAGUUAAGGCUCUCCGUUUUCCUUCAAGCAUCGCUGUGACUAACAGCUCUGAAAAAGCAGCAGUCUCAGGACCUUCUAGCCCCAUCUCCUCACCUGUGGACAGCUAUGCUUCAGACGUCACCUCAGGCCUGAGUGACGGCUGCGAGGGCCAAUCAGAGAGGGCUGGUAAGUCAGUCGCUCGACGGACAGCAGGAAAACUCUUCAGGCGAAGAGCUCGAGCUCGUCUGCGCAUCACAGGGCUGUCUGAUAAGGUGGACCGUGUGGUGGAGUGCCAGCUUCAGACCCACAAUGAUAAGAUGGUCACCUUCAAGUUUGACCUCGAUGGAGACAGCCCUGAGGACAUCUCCACUGUGAUGGUACAUAAUGAGUUUAUCCUUCCGUCUGAGCGAGAAGGCUUCAUUCAUCAAAUGCGUGAUGUCAUCAGGCGGGCGGAGUCUCUAAUGGCCAAACAGUCGGCGGGUGACCAGACCAAUCACACAGCGGCUCGUCAGCCACACCUCAACAGUGCUGCAGCGAUUUUAGCAUCGCAGCCCAACCUCCACAGUCUGGCUCGAACACACUCCGCCUCCUCUCUGCCAGAGUUUGGGCCGGUUGGUUCACCUCAGAGGCCGAGCGGAGACGUUACCUCACCUGUACGUCCACUCUUACGCUCCCAGUCCUUCCACAACACACCGGGAACCUCCCGUCCAUUUCAGGGCCACCCGGCUCCGCCCUACCAGUCGGACCCCAUGGCGUCCCUCUCUAAGCUUGCCCACCUGCAGCAGUAUCCAAUGCCCUACGUGGCCACCUCCACCCACAUGCCCUUCCAGUACCCGCCCCAUCCCGGCUCCCCCCAACCCAGCCAUCCCUCACUCUCCCGGGUCCACAGUAACCCCACCUACUCCUUGUCGUCACCACCUUCUUCAUGCUCUUCACCGGGCCCCCUCGCUCUAGACCUCCUGAGCCCAACCAGUGACCUCAACAGCCCCUUAACCUCUCCCGUCCUUCAAAACCACACGGCCAACAUGUGGCCGCCGCAAACCCCUCCCCUUUUCUCUCUAGCCAAUAUGCUGUCCAUGGCCAUGAGCAUGGCGCACUCUUUCAUCCCUGCCCAGAGUCUACCGUCCCCCCUGGUGCAGCCUCUUCCCUCUAUACCCGGCUUUCCUCCUCAGUUUGCCCACCACAUCCAACCACAGCCUGGGUAUCCAUCAGUAUACGCGCCGCAGUAUGCUCCGCCCAUGCAGGCCGAGGGCUUCUACCAGCAGGUUGGUCCUGGGGGUCACCCGGAAGCUCCGAACUGGGAGGCCAUGUAUGGUUAUACACAGAAGACACAUUCCAGCAUGCACAAUCAAGCACCAAUGAUGCCCACGCACCUUCUGCAGAUGUACGCCAACAUCCCACAGGAGAUGGGAGAGGGCAGACCGCCUGGACAUAUCGAUCAUCUCCCAAAAGAGUUCCCCGGCCCUCAAGGGUACACACAGACGUUCCCAAUAUCUUCACUGGACCAGUCAGGCCUCUAUAGAUCCUCCUCGUCAUCCUCCUCCUCGUCAUCAUCUGGGUCAUUGUCUUCACCCAGAGCGAGUCCAGAGAGCACAGCCUCGUCCUCAAGUCCAAGAUCGCUCUCACCCCCGCCAGUGGCUCCAGAGACCAGCAGCACCAGCACACACACGCCCAGAGAAUCCCCCGUCAGCGCCGAACCAAAGUCCACAGUUACAGUCGGACGCUUCCAGGUUUCCCCCUCGAAGGAGUUCCCAACACCAGUGGACAUCAGUAAAACUCCACCUGGAUCCACACCUACACCUCCCGCCUCACCCGACACUCCAUCCACACAAGUGCCCAGCUCUUCUGUUUGCACUUCCCAUGAGAACUCUCCACAGAUAGAGGGAAGAAGAGCCUCAGCGGGGAGUGAAGUCCCCUGCAUAAACUCUGAUUUCUCUCAACACCUCCAUACAGAUGUUCCUCAAGACCCCUCUAGAUCCUCAGCUGUAGCUACUGAGCUAAAUAACUCCUUAGGUAUCUUACCGCCCGUUCCUCCUCAUGAAGUUUCCUCCCUCCAGGAAUAUCCUUCCACUCCGCCUGAGAGCACGACAGCGGUGGAAGCUGAGGAGAAACAGGAGGUGCAGCGUAGUGGUGAAGAGGAGCCGUACGACCUUCACCACCACCAUCAGCAGCAGCAGCACCAUCAGCAGCAGCAGCAGAAGAAGAGGGCCCGUAAGCUCGACUGUGAUCAGUCUGUGAUGGGGACGUCGGUGGACAGCGGGCUUUCCGUCGCUCUGGAUCCGGAGGGGAGUCUGUGGGACGGGAUGAUGGGCAGCCCUCCGUAUCCCACCCCUCUCAACAACCUGUGGAUGAGCUACACCCGCACCUCCUCCUACAUGAGCAGCGAUGAGUCAGAGAGCGAAGACGAGGAGAUGUGGGACGAGCUGCAGGAGCUGAGAGAGAAGCACCUGUGUGAGGUGCAGUCUCUGCAGGCGGUGCAGAAGCGGGAGAUAGAGGAGCUGUAUGAGAGGAUGGGGAAAGUUCCUCCUCCCUGCAUCGUGUCUCCGGCGGCCAUGCUUUCCAGCCGGCAGCGUCGACUCUCUAAAGGGGGGCCUUUCCCUUCCUCUCGCAGGAACAGCCUCCAGAGACUGGACAUCCUCCCAGUCACAGGGAUCAUAAGGAAGAACUCUCUGAGUGGAGGAAGCAGCAGCAGCAGCAGCAGUUCACAGGAUCGACCCGCCAAAGGGGUGACCUUUGCCCCUGAACUCACCAGAAUGUAAAACUACACAUCCGAGCCUGUUGGCAGAACUAGAUUAGACUACCUCAUCCAGCAACACGACUGCUGUUCACCCACGCCCCCCAACUCCGCCCCAUACCCACCCACCGCCACCGUCCUACUGAAGAAAGAGAACUUUACAGGCAGACAAGGAGACCUUCUCUACUAGCAGAAGAGCGAGAGUCAGACAGUCACGUGGUAACAGUCAACGCCCACCUUCACGACUAAUCGCGGAAACAUGCUGACUGUGUUGAGUUAUAUUAAAAACCUGCCUGUGUGUACACGUGCACACGCGCACACACUCACACACUGCUCUAAUGGAUCUAAACCUGGAAGGAAAAUGUGCAUACAGUCCAGGUUUGGACACACCUGAAAACAUAACAUAACUAAUUAUUUAUUUAUCAAAACGCAUCACAUGAUUACAUGUUUCAGUGGCCUUGAUACAGCUUUACACAGCCUUGCCAUCCAUCACUGGGAUACUUUUAAUAUAAAUUCUAUUUUAUUUCAUUUCAUAAUGUUAGAAGGAAGAACUAGUGAAAUAUGAUCAUACUCAUGGGAUAAAAGGACUUACAUAAAUAUACGUCCAUAUAUAAGCACUUUUAUAAUAAGCACUAUUAUUCUAUAACUAAGCCUCCUUUUUCACCCUGUUCUUCAAUGGUCAUCAACUAGGGGUGUAACGAUAUGUGUAUUCUUUACGAAUUGUCACGGUACGGUGUCACAGUUCGGUUCACGUAAACGCAUGCAGAGUACAUGUUACACAGGCGGUCUGUAAGUGACUUUUUGAACCAAUGAAAAAUUGUGCUGAAAUCGUGCCCUGCUAUAGGGAAUGAAUGGUCGCCUGUUGCUUUCCAGUGUAAACGCAGGGUUAGGCGCUCGCUCUCAUUUGUGCUGUCUCUCAACCACUCUCUCUCUUGCGCCAUCUCUCUCACUCUCGCUCUACUCUGAUAUAUUAUAAUACAGUGCAGUAUUUAAUAAAAGAGCUUGAGCCCUGUUACCACAUACCAUCCCAAAAAACAAAACAUGAUUAUAAUGAAGAUUCAUUCUUAUUAUGAAGUUAAUGAAGGUGAGGCUAUACAGAAUCUCCAGCCUCUUUAUUUUUUCCACCAACUGUACCGAAAACGUCCCAAAAUGAGGGGUUUAUACUGAAGUGUGAACCGAACUGUGUUUUCUGUAUCGUUACACCCCUAUCAGCAGCCUACAGGACCACAUUCAUAUUCCAGCAGUGACAUCAUUCAUAUUCCAGCAGUGACAGUGAGGCGUUUAAAAACUCCAGCAGCACUGCUGUGUCCGUUUCUCGUAUGCAGUGCUCAGUACAUACCAAAGUGGUUGAAGGCCUUGUUGAAUCCGUGCCUCAGUAGAUCAGAGCUGAUUUAGCAUUAUUUGUCAUGUCAUGAUUUCACACAUCAGACAAUAAUGUAUUUAUGUUUUAAAGAUGUCAAUCAAACUAGGUGUGACCAAACUUUUGAGUGGUACAGUUUGUCCUGCAGUAAUGAAGGCAGGUGCCCUACAGGACACAAUAAGUAUAAUUUGCUGACUGUCCUGAUUCCCCUGCUGUGGUGACGGUGCUGUCGCGUUGCCGUUGCUGUGCUGAGCUUAGUGACGCGAGAGCUGCGUGUGAGCUCUCCCUGACAGCUCACCAGUGGCUCAUUAGUGUGUUCUUAGCACUUUCGCAAGCAAUUUGCCUUCACUUACACACACAAACACACACACAUACAUAUACAUACAUAAACAGCUGCCAGACCUGCUUAUAACAGGCACUCAUUUCCUCUUUGAGUGUGUGAACGACACUAGUCCACUUGCCGUGACCUUUUUAUUAUAUAUUAUAAUAUUUCUGCUUCUAAUAUUUCCUUACUCUGCGCUGCAGUGAUGAUCAGAGCUCAGCUCAUACUGUAGCCUUAAUGUACAGAUUUAUUUUAUUUCUUUGGGUUUAUUUUUUAUUUUUAUUAAUAUUAAUGUGAACAGAAACUGGAGAUAAGGCUCGUUUGUUGGGUCUGGGAUGUACAUUUAUCUUUAUCGUCUGUGCAAUGUGUAAAAUACUCAUUCUACACCGCAUUAUAAAGCAGGUGAACUAAUUCUACACAUUUUCUUACACUAGAGCUACAGGAGGUGUCCGAAAUAACAGAAACACCCCAUAAAAUACUCAUAAAAUACACAUAUAUUGGUCACUUUAUCACAAACAGCUGCCUUAUUAUAGGUAAACUUUGUAGGUCUAGAGUUGCUGACUGUAGCCUGAGUAAAUCACAGCCCCGGUACCGUAUUUAUCACUUGAAAGGGACCAACCUAAGACCACCACUGUCCAGAGUCCAAUUAUUCUCAACACAUGUAGUAGUGUUUUAUUCUGGUGUUUUCGAACCAUGUGCACGCUUGAACGGCCACUUUAUUGGAAACGUUUGAUGGUGUACGCUUGCUCUUGUGUGUGAAGUUUGAGUAUGUAAUAUGGAUAUAUGAAUAAGUGAUCUAAACCAUAUCCAUUUGGCUGGAGGUUUGAUAGAUAAUUUAUAUAUAUAAACACACUAAUGGUCAAAAGUUUUAGAACACCUGCAUAUUUUUCCCUGUAACCAGUCAGUAACCAGAAAUAGUACAAAAUCCAGUCUACAAAUUUUUUGCCAUAAACUGCCAGGGCUUUUAAGAAAAACAAAUUAAAAAAAAAUUUAAAAGAAAAGAUUUUAGUAUUGUAAAACAAUUGUAUAUUCAAAAAAAAAAAAGUCAUAUAUUGUUUUAAAACAGAGGGUCUUUAUCUCAGCUUUACAUUGGAAGAAGGGGCAAUCAUACACCUGUAGUUUGUCUCUAUAGUCCGGAUCAGUUGAUGAGUUUGUUUACUUGGAGCGUUUUCUCACUCGGUUUGAUUUGGUUUCACACAGAUAUAAACCUAAAAGCACCAAAAUGCGCACCAACAUACCAUGCAAGCACGUUGUCUCCUCUGAUUGGUCAGAACUGUCUGGCAAGAAGAUAAUGUUCCAGUGUGUAUAUCUGUGCAGUCUGAAGCUGCUUUUAACCACAGUGUUUUCAAUGGGCUGUGCAGCAGAGAUGUACACAUAGUUAACAGAGUUGCCCAUCUGACUGCGAGUAGUGAACGCAGCACAGACCGUGCGUGUAAACAGCAUGGAGCAGCAGAGCCAGCAUGUGUUCCUAGCUGCGGUAAUUAGCGUAAUCUGGCUAAAAUAUCAAAUUAACCUGUGCCUUAUCAGCAGUUUAGCUCAAAUAAUUUAUUAAAUAAGGAAUAUAUUUGAUAGCUGUGUCAGAUCGAAACCAGAUCACUUUCUUAUCAUAAGUGCACCGCACCAGAGUUUAUUUGGAACCGCACCAGAGUGCGAUUUUUGUUUUCACACCUGUUCAAUCAAGUCUCAGUUUCAGCAGCAAAGAGGAAAAUUAGAGGUCUGACAGGUGAAGUGCAAUAAUAAUAAAAAAAUAAAAAUAAAUAUAGGGGUGUUCUACAACUUUUGAUCGGCAGUAUAUAUAUAUAUAAAUAUCUAUACGUGAGUUGAGAAUAAAGAUCUAGAGUCUAAUUACAUUGUUUGUUAGCAGUGCUAGUCUAGCAUCCAUUAAUGUAUACCAAAGCAGCAGCACAUCAGACACUAAACAUGCCUCUAUGUUAACUAUUUGACUUUGUCUGGGAUCAGUGGCCAAUUAUGUUAAUUUGAUUACCUUACAAAUAUUAGUAACUUUCAUUAGUAAAUAUCAUGGAUUUUCCAGAUACUUUCCCCACCCUCGCUGUAUUUAUUUGUGGUUUUUAUGGAGCACUUUCUUCAAACAUCCUUUCUGUAUUACUUUGCUAUUAAAAGCCAGCCUUGCCCUGGCGAGGAAUGUGUUUAAUGUACAGAGCAGGAAUAUUGAAUAUUAUUUCUUAUCUUAACAGUGUACACAGACUCAUGUGAUGUUUAUUUUAAAGGGAUAUAAUGAAAGGAAAUGAAAAAAAAAGUGUGGUGGGUUCAGUUUAAGGAUAAGGGUGGUUCACGGGGUGUUACUUUUUACUUUUACAUUCAAUAUUUUUGUCCAAAGAAUCGAGAAUUGUUAAUUCAUUCAUAUAAAACUGUGAAACACUUUAUCAUUGCCUUUGAACAUGCACAGUAAAUGACUAGAAUAUAGACGCAGAAUAUAAAUCUAUAUAUUUUAGAUGAAACAGAACAAUGUGAGUAAGCCAUUUUAAUGAAUGUGAUGCUUUGAGUGCUAAGCUGCUAUACUGCCACGCCGUGCCUCUUCUAUUUUCUUUCUUUUUUUAUAUAUACUUCAGAUGAAUAUGUACCGUGCUCCAAAUUGUAUUUGUACAAUAAACUUAAAAAUAACA
Messenger RNA from Astyanax mexicanus (Mexican tetra), 9192 nucleotides. RefSeq names its product WNK lysine deficient protein kinase 4a (gene wnk4a). Gene Ontology annotation, molecular function: protein serine/threonine kinase activity; potassium channel inhibitor activity; ATP binding. Bases 250 to 4911 code for a protein of 1553 amino acids. Gene Ontology annotation, biological process: renal sodium ion absorption; protein phosphorylation; positive regulation of sodium ion transmembrane transporter activity. The record is from RefSeq and is a predicted model, not a curated record. NCBI's taxonomy places the organism in Eukaryota, Metazoa, Chordata, Actinopteri, Characiformes, Acestrorhamphidae. Gene Ontology annotation, cellular component: cytoplasm; cytosol. The transcript has 21 exons.